CAGGAACUUACUUUUCUUUAUACAGAUGUAGGACUCCCUUUGUGACUUCAACAAGAGGGUUUCCACAGAAGAAACUAAUAGUGUCUUCUUCUUCAGACAUGCUGUUUUCAGGAGGGGAGCGUCUGGAGCUAGUGGGCAGGAUCCCUGUGUCCGUGUUUGGUCCUGUCAGGACACUAGCAUAUGUCUCUACAGUAAUAGUCUUGGACUCGCGAGCUCCUCGGUCCUUCUUCUUCUGUUCUUUAGCAGCUUCUAAAGAAGAUAGACAGAAUAUAUGUAUUUUUAAUACCUUCUAGAAUUUUCUUUAAAAUAAAUGCUACAUGUCUUACAGAAGCAAUGGCUGUAAAUAUUUGAAUAGAUAGGUAAAAUGACCCUCUGACCUUAUAAUUAGAUUCAUUCAUAUCUAAUUAGUAGGUAUUUAGUCUUUGUUUCCAUAAGUUUAACUUUAAAAUAGUUUUGGUGUUUCGAAAUUGAAAAUUAAUUUAAUUGAUUAUCGCCCAUUUCGGGAAGAUCUUCGUCGAUUUCAAUACGGAGAACGCACAAAGACACGGACAUUUACAAGCAAAUUAUUUAGUCAAACAAAAAGAAAAAAACGAUUCCAUUCAGCCUUUACACAUCACUGAAGAUUGUGAUUAUACUUUAUUCCAUGAUACUGCAAACAAAGCAAUUAUUUCGAGAAAUUUUAGGAAUCACAGCACAAUCAGAUGACAACAGCUUGGACAAAUAAAAAAUAAUCAAUUCAGAUAAAUACUUUAUGGCUUUCCUCGGUGAGACAGUGAUAUCUCAUACAACCAUGAGGGAAAGAAAUGCAAUAAUAACUUCAAAAUUUCAUCAACAACAAAACUCUUGAUCAUCGGGUUCAGCCAAUAAGCUUUUGGUAUUUGAUAUUAUGCCAAUAUGACAAUUUUGACACGAACAGCUGACAGUGACAAUGGCUACGAAGACGUCAAUAAGAAAUACCAUAGACCAUCCACUUUUUAAUAGUGUGAUAAUUUGUUAUUGUGGUUAAAUGAAAUAAUUUCUUUGUUUUCCAAAUGUUGACUUCGAUUAUAAAAUUAUUUUCUUAUAAUAGAGUAAUUUAAGAGUUACAUUUGAUUGAUACAUUUUUAAACAUAUUUACAAAAGGUUUCCAAAGUGUGUGUAUCCGAACAAGAUUUACUGAAAAAAAUAUCAUUGUAGUUUCAAGUUCUCCCAUUGUACAUUGCGUAUUUUAUGAUAGCAAGGGAACAUUAGCUAAUACAAAAAACGUAAUUGGUAUCAAAAUUUUAAAAAGUCGCUUUUAUUUGAUGUUGAGUGGAAAUAAAAGAAAAAAAUAUUCAAUAUGGCUACAGAUCAUACGACGUGAGCUGUCAGCUGUAAUAAUUUUUGUUUCUUUGUGUUUAUUACGCCUUUAAAAAUGUUAUGAUCGUUACGUACACGCGAAUAUGGGUGCGAAAGACUCGAAACCAUCUUUUAUAUCUUACGAGGAUGCAGUGAAACGAGUGUCUGAUAGUGAGUUGAGACGUAUACGCGAAGCGUUCAAGAGAUGUGCCGGUGCAAAUGGAACGGCCUUGAGCUUAGAGGCGUUUGUCCAUGAAGUGCUUUGUGAUGGAGUUCCCUGCGAGGUGGCCGAGUGGCUGUACCAGGCGUGUGGCGGCACCAAGAGAGGCAUCGCCUUCAGGGAAUUGCUGUGCGGGAUCGUGGUGCUUACUAAGGGCAACAUCGAGGAGAAAAUAAAGUUUCUAUGGACUCUAUAUGUGAACAACCAAGGAGACAAUGGCACAUACAUAUAUAAGAGAGAUUUCGCGCGAACUCUCCACCUGGAAUACAGUUCACUGCCCUACACUGGGGCACAAAGAAAUGCAGAAAUACUUUUGAGCCUUUUUGGCCCAGCAGAAAAGGUCACUUUCGAUCAAUUUCGUUCAUGGCUGUUAAUACACAAAGAUGCGACAGUGCUGUCCAAAUGGCUACUGUCGGAAGUCAAUGUGGCCCAGGACCUGGAGACCCCUACAUUCUACCAGAGUCUGGCAGGAGUCACACAUUUGGAAGAGCGGGACAUAAUAGAGCUGGAGAAAUGCUUCUGGACGCUAAGGAAUGCUGCACCCACUGGACAGUUGGAUGCAGAAAGCCUGUCGCCUCUCAUAUCUCCGCCACUCCCUGCAGCAGCUGUCGCGGGAGCAUUCCUGGCCUUCGAUGAGAAUAGGGACGGCCAUGUCGACUUCAAGGAGCUGUGCUGUGGACUCAGCGCGGCCUGCAGAGGACCACGAACUGAGAGACUUAAAUUUUGCUUCAAAAUCUUCGACCUGGACAGCGAUGGAGUGCUCAACAAGAAGGAACUCAUUGACAUGGUGGGGAUCCUCUGCACCGUUGCCAAUGAAAGCCUCAAGAACCAGAACUCCAGGGCUUCUACUCCUUCAGACAGCAAUGACUCCGAGGGUACGGAGAAAGGGUUCGACCCUGAAGUCAUCCUGGUCAAUUUGAGAGAGAAACUGGUCACCGUUCCCAAGAAUGGGAGGAAGCCAGUGUUCCAAUUGGGACCCAAUGGUGAUAAGGAGGACAUUAUUGUUUUAAAAGAGCAGCAAAAAGAACAAGAUCAGACACAGACAGAAGAAGAAGUAGAGAACGAAGGUCUGAUAGCGAAUGACAUGGCGCUGACUCUGGAGGACUUUUUGAUAUGGAGCGUGGAGAGCGCGGAGACGCUGGUCACUCCCUUCCUGGACUUAUUGUUUGAGGUCUGCCAUAUUGUGCUGGGGCUGAGGCCACAGUGCAAACACCAGGAGCGGGAUAUUGUACUGGGCUGGUUAAGGCGUGCAGUUCAACGAGGGUACGCAGUGGGUCAGUUCUGGUACCUAGUGGGGGCUGAGUGGUGGGGGAACUGGCUCGCAUACACCUCCGCCUCCAGCACCGACAACUGCUGCCGACCUCCACACAGGCACAUCGACGAGGCUAUCGUCUGCGAUGAGAGCUUCACCAGCAACUCCACUGAGUCGAUGGGGUCCCUGCUGUGGCGCGCCGAGACGGGGUCGCUGGGCAGCGGCGGCAGCAGCAGCGGCGUGAGCAGCGCGGCGGCGGCGCGCGGCGCGCGGGCGCCCGGGCCCGUGCACAACAAGCGCCUGCUGGCGCCCGCGCCCGCCGCCGCGCGCACGCUCACGGGCGAGGGCGGCCAUCUGCGCCGCGACCUCACGCUGGCGCAGCACCACGACUUCGAGCUCGUGAUUCGUCCCCCAAAUUCUGACGUGGAAUUAGAGCUGUAUCCUCUGCACUUGAAGAUAUUGCGACAUGUGCAGAGUCCUCAGAGAAUGGCCCCGGGCGGUGUGGCGGGUGCGGGCGGCGCGGCGCUAUACAGCGGCGUGGCCCCGGCGCCGCCUGAACGACAACUCGCUUAUACUGCCGCAUUCUCACGACUGGCCACUGUGAAGCAGGUAUGCGAGUUCCUGUGCGCAGCGCUGGGGCUGGCGCGCGAGGACGUGCGGCUGUGGCUGGUGGCGGGCGGCGGCGCGGGCGGCGUGCUGCUGGACGACGAGCGGCCCACGCUGGCCGCGCUGGGGCUCGACGACCGCGCGCGCCUACUGCUGGAGCUCAGGAACCCCGACCUCACCUGGCCCGAGGAGAUCGGGGCACUCAGUAUGAGCAGUGGUUCGUGCCGUGCUACCGAGCGCCGUGAGACCCUGAUAGCCCCCAACCUGCCCGGCGCCACCGGCCUGCACAACCUCGGGAACACUUGCUUCAUGAACGCAGCGCUGCAGUCGGUGUGGAAUACGGGUCCCCUGACUCGCACGACGCGCAGGAGCUGCUGGCGUGGCUGCUGGACGCGCUGCACGAGGACCUCAACCGCGCGCCCGCCGCCGCGCGCCGCGCCCGCCGCGCCCGCCGCCGACUCGGCCGGCCGCGCCGACCGCCUCGUGGCGGCCGAGGCCUGGGCGCAGCACGCGCAGCGCAACGCCUCCAUCAUCACCGACCUGUUCCUGGGCCAGCUCAAGUCCAAGGUGCAGUGCGACACGUGCGGCCGCGACUCCGUGCGCUUCGACGCCUUCAACAUGCUCAGCCUGCCGCUGCCCAUGGAGUCCUACGUCUGCUGCGAGAUUAGAGUAAUGUUACUAGACGGGUCAGUGCCUAUAAAGUACGGAGUCAGAGUGAAUUCGGAAGGCACGUAUUUGGAUCUCAAGAAAAAACUAUCAGAUUUAUGUGGACUAGCGCCUGAAUCCGCCACGGAGCUGUUCGCGUACGAGCUCCCGCGGGACGGGGACGGGGACGACUGCAGCGACUGCGACGACGACACGCACGACACCAACGGCUGGAGCCCGGAGUCGGCGGCGUGGGCGGAGGUGAGUGUGGGCGGCGGCAAUACUUCCUCACUCUGCAUGCCAGCACUCUUCUGCUUCAAGCGCUCGAGAUCGGAAAUUCUUAUGUCCCAGAGUCCUCCGAACACGCUGUACAAGCACGCCGUGUUCAGCGACGCGUCGUCCCGCAGCAGCACGCUGCCGCGCCACGCGCGCCGCGACUCCUCGCCCACGCCCAGCGCGCGCUCGCUCACCCUCGCGCCGCGCUCCCCGCGCUCCCCGCGCCUGCCCAGCGUCAAGUUCGGCUCCUCGCCCUCCAACAUGGGCCGCCUCGACGACACCAGGGAGCCGCCCGCUGGGAAGAUACAGUAUCUCGUUGCCGUGCAUAGGAAACAAACCCGGUCGGACGCGUACUUCCUGCCGUGGCAGCGCAGCCGCGCGUCGGUGUUCGGCGUGCCGCUGGUGGUGGGCGUGCGCGGCGCGGGCACGGGGCGCGGGCUGUACGCGCGCGUGUGGCGCCAGGUGGCGCGCCUGCUGUCGGCGCGGCCGCGCGGCGCCGACGGCCACAACCACGCCACGGACUGCGACGACAGCCUGGGCUACGAGUUCCCGUUCCGCGUGCGCCUGCUGCGGCGCGGCGCGGCGUGGUGCGCGCGCUGCGCCUGGCCGCGCCUCUGUCGCGGCUGCGCGCUGCCCUCCGACGACACGCCGCUCACUCACUCCGGUAAACGUCGUCACAGUAAACGUCCGAGUGUAACCCCCACCACAAUAGACGGCGACGUGCCCAACACUAACUCUCCCGUCGCCAAGAACAAACUCAACAGACAUGCUGCCACGCGGUUAUCCGCUGAUAUGUCGGGCGAGUGUGAGAGCGGCGAGGUGGGCGCGCGCGAGCUGAGCGCGCUGCUGGCGGGCGCGCGGCGCGGGGACCUGGUGCUGGCCAUCGACUGGGACCCCACCGCGCUGCACCUGCGCUACCAGUCCACCAGGGAGAAGGUUGUCCACCUAAAACGAUUCCAAUAUGUGAAUAACAAAUGGAUUAAAUCGCAAAAAGUAGUCAACUUCCCGUUCCAAGACUUCGACCCCACGGCCUACCUAGCGUCAGUACCACAGGAAACCAUACUCCGGCAUAACGAGAUACUCAACUCGAAGCGAAGGUCAUCAGUAUUCGUGGACGAUACUAUAUCGGAGUCAGAAAGCGAAGACGACGAGAGUAAUGUCCAGCAGAAGGUUCAGAGGCCAAAGGUGGAGAGGAAGCGAAGGAGCUCAGCGGAGGUGAAAGGGAGGGAGAGGUUAGAGUCCACGAGUUUGGUGACGACGCCGGUGACGGACGACAACCUGAUCGAUUACCACGGGCACCACUUGGUGCCGGAGCAGGACCCGUUCGAGCUGAAGUACCGGCUGUACGCCGUGGUGUCCCACUCGGGCCAGAUGAGCGGCGGGCACUACGUGGCCUACGCGCGCAACCCGUCGGGCGCCUGGCUGUGCUACAACGACAGCUCGUGCCGCGAGCUGCCCGCCGCGCCCGCGCCGCCCAUCGACCCCGCCGCCGCCUACCUGCUCUUCUACGAGCGCCAGGGACUCGACUACGAGCGGUACCUCCCAGACAUCGCGGGCAAAGAGCCUGUGGUACGAGACACUGAAGUAUUAGAUCCUGAUGAAAACGACCUGAAGAAAAUGUGCUCUAUUAUGUAGAAGUUAUGGUAUAUAACGGCGUGAGACUACUUGCCUGGUGGCAUAGAGCCACCCUCGUAAGGAAUCCAGCUCUGCGGUGUAAUAGGGCUUCUUAGGGUUUCGACCCCCUAAGCUUGAAAUUGGUGAUAAGACAGCGCGAGCAUUGACAGCUAUAUCUACUAUCAUACACUGUAUAACGUCCAGAUUUGAGUAUAAAAAGCCGAUAUAUUAUACUGUUGUUUUUUAUUUGGUUUGCUUAAAAAGGUGUAUUGUAAUAUGUACCUUAUUAAAUAGUGGUUAAGGUAUGUACUCGGUUGUCUGAUUAUUUAAAGCGUUCGUCACUUCACCGAUUUCAGCUGUCUAUGAAGGUGGAAUGAAAUGCUUAUAAAUUAUAUGGCCCGAAGAUUCGGUGUAUAGUUUCGAAAAUUUAAAUAAAUAUAAUAAAGAAAAUAUUGCAAAUAAAUUAUGGUAUAUUGUGGUCUGUCUCAAAAUAUGUAAGCUUAUGUUCAAACCGCGAAGGGACCACAGAAAACGCUCAAAAUUUGAAUUGAUUGCAAUUUUUUAUUCUAUUGUUAAAUUGAGUAUAAUUAAUUAUUUCAAUGAUCAAUAUUUUAUCGAAAUUAAGUCAUUUACACACUGCCAGGUACCUAAUUCUUUAUUAUGAAAUACACUGGUACAAAUAAUGAUGGCGCUCAAAUAUAUUUUCGAGUUAAAAAUAUCUAUACAUCUAAUCAUGUACGGCUACUUAAAUACCAAAAAUUAUCAACACAAAUUUUAAUUAAUCUAUUAAUGUAUUGAAUUGAAUAUUAUCAAUAAUGACAUUAUUUCAUUUUUUAUAAUUGUUUUUGUAAAUAAAUGAUGUUGAUUUUUUCGAGCGAGGGUUUGGCGUGAUAUCGCGCGGAAAGAUGGCGACACGGGAAUAAUAAUUAUACAAAUACAUUACUGUUAAACUUACCACAUGUCACAGAUUAGAUAUGAAUAGAAUAACAAAUUAAAAGUAUAAAUUGAAUUUCUUCAUUUUAAAACUCAAUAAGUUUCUUGUUCAAAGGUAUAGGCAAAUUUUUCAUUACUAUUUAUGUAUUUAUUUUCUUCUUCACAAAAUACAACAGUGAAUGGCGGACUUAAUGCCUUAAGGCAUUCAGUCCGCUACUAUAUACUAUUCUGUUUAGAUACUAUGUGUUUAGAUACUAUAAUAUCAAAAUAUUUUAAUAUAUUAAAUGUUUCUUUCUUUAUCGAGUGUUACCGGUAAAGUAUUUGUAAAAUUAUUUUUAAUCUGUGUCCAGAGCUCAGGGUAUCGUUACAGAGUUUUGUUAGUUAUUAUGAUUGCGUAGUUGUAAUGCAUUCCUAUUGUUGGUUCUAUAAGCGUUGGAGCUACAUGCAGGUUUGUGUGGGCAGAAGCUUUAUAGGUAAUCCGUGGUAUGAGCCAAAUGGUGUUUAAGGCGAUAAUCGACUGAGAGAAUAAUAAACUUGACGGUAAUUGUGAUAUAAUCAUCCCAAAACCCCUAUCUCAUCCCCAAUCCCCAUAUCGCUAAUCCCUCAAAUCCCUGACAGGUCGGCAACGUACUUGCAACUCCUCAGGUGUAACAGAUGUCCAUGGUCGACGCAGACUGCUUACCAUCAGGUGAUCCGUCUGCAGGUUUACCGGCUUACCCCAUAAAAAUAUCAUGAGCUUUCUAUUAUUUCGGUCAAUUUACACUUACAUGUCAUUUGUCUCAUAACGCAGGACAUACUUAUCAACAUUACUUUAUUUAAAAAGUUGGCAUUUAUCUCAGUAUUCCGACUUUUUAUAGUAAUGUCGAUAAGGGUGCUCUUAUAUUUUUUAUUAUGUUUUUAUUAUAUGAAGUUUGGCAACGCGUCCCUGUAUAUGAUGGGUGGACUAACCAGUUGAACGGAUCUAGUGUCACUAGUGUGUGUCAGUCAGGGCAAGUGUGAUAUGUAUGUAAUUGUUUUCUGUUAUUCAAGUUUUGUUGUAUUCGUGUCUGCUUAGUGUUUGUUGGUGAGUAACGUGCGAUGGGAAUGUCAUUUCUAUACACUGAUAUACUGUAUGAUUAAGGCCUCUUGUUGUGCCAGUUUACCUAACAUAAACGCGUUGUAGUAUUGGUGAAAUAGGCCUCCAAAUGAUACUUGGAAUAUUUUGAUACUUAUGAGUAUUGUCAGUGUAUAGAUCUGUCGCCAUCUAGUGUCGUACGUUACGGCCGCGUUGUCAAGCCUGAGUACUGGCGGCGGAGUGUCGCGGUAACAUGGAGACUGAUGUGAUGUAAUAAUAAACGUGAUGUGCUAUAUUUUACUCAACGGAAUAUUUUCUAUUUAAUUACUAUUAUUACUGUAGAUAGUCUCGCCUCACAUGUUUUGUACCAAAUGCUUUAUUAUCUCAGUUUUAGUUCAUCUUAUGAUAGCUAACGAAUGUUCAACUUAUGAAAACAAUAAGAUUAGUUUCGAUUUGCUACAAAACACGAGGGGCACAAUAAUAAAAUAAUAUAUUCUUCUAGCGCGAAACUAUUUAGUGUUAUAUACGUGUUAUUGGCUGUUUUAUGUUAAUGCGAUUAGUUUUAACCGAAAACGGUCGAUAUGACCACUGGCUUGUCAUUUGUGCGCGAGUAGAAAAGACAUUUAACAAAGAAAUAUUGUUAUUUGUAUGCGCAAUAUUUGCGCAAAGUUUGCGCAUUUUGAUUGUUUUGCGCACAUGUGACUUUUCAGUACUAUGAGCUUCAGCAUCCAGACAGCUCACUAUAAACUAUGUUUUUGUAAUUAUCGUACGGCUUAGGGCACAAUGUCGUGAUGCUUAAUAAAUUCUAGUGAGAUACGAUAUAUAAGUAUUAGACGUAUAUGUUUAAGUAAUAUAUUAUUAUUGAUAUUAUGAGCCGGUGUGCACGAUCCUAGUUAAUCAUUUUAAUAAUUUGUUUACAUUUAUUCGAAAUAAUUUAAUGAAAGUAGCUUUUAUAACGCGACGUUAUGAGUUAGCGAUGUUGGCUGCCGAUGUACCGGUAGUGGUAACAUUAAUGUGAGCCGGGGCUAGUGGUGUGGUCCUUGGUGUUUAGUCGAUAUUUUAUUUAUUCGAUCGUGUGCACCAAAUUAUUUGUUAAUGGGGGAAUCUGAGUGUUUGUGUCGCGGCUAUAUAUGUAUAUGUACCCAGUAGCCGCGCCAGUGCCCCCGCGCGGCGGGCGUCGUGCCAUCGAUCGAGUUUCCUUUCUACUUCUAUACCAAAGCACUCUCCUUUCCCACUUUGUUGAAGCUUUAGUAAACAUACAACGACUUCACUCGGCGAGCAACAAACGAACAGUUUUGAUGUCUCGCAAGCUUUGUAGGUUAUGUAUGGCGCUGUUUUGUACUGGUAUUCAUGUACCAAUAACACGUUGCGUUGGGUGUAAAAUCAAUUUGUUAUAUCCAAUUAAGUAUUUUUGAAUAUCCCUGUGCAAUAAAGAAUUUCUUUUGUAUGUAUUUU
This is a messenger RNA of Spodoptera littoralis (African cotton leafworm), 9372 nucleotides long. NCBI's taxonomy places the organism in Eukaryota, Metazoa, Arthropoda, Insecta, Lepidoptera, Noctuidae. The record is from the annotation of a GenBank genome assembly.